Molecule: messenger RNA, 3543 nt
Organism: Jaminaea rosea
Lineage: Eukaryota; Fungi; Basidiomycota; Exobasidiomycetes; Microstromatales
Exons: 2
Coding region: 1-3543 (1180 amino acids)
Biological process (GO): mitotic spindle assembly checkpoint signaling; protein localization to kinetochore; mitotic sister chromatid biorientation
Source: RefSeq, a predicted model, not a curated record
AUGUCAGGACGACCUCUGGGUAGACGGUCCCUCGGGGCUCCCUCUUCUUCAUCGUCAUCCGAUAGCGCAAAGACUGCUCCCAUCUCGCGCAUUCCCAAACGCGCUCACUCCAUUGCGCCCUCGGACCUCAAGCCAAAGGCAGGAUCAACAGCAGCAGCAGCAGCCGCAGCCAACAAUGUACUGCGAGACAGAGAAAACCAGACGCAGCCCAUUACAUCCUCCACGCGCCCCGCAAUGGGCCCUCGCAAGUCAUCCAUCCGCACUCGCCCGCCCCAAGUCUUUGCUUCACCGACAGGCAUGUCACGGAGUCCCACUGCACCCCCACCUCGCCAAUCAGUGGCAGGCGGUGACGCAUCAGUCGUCGUCACGACAACAAUCGCAGCUGCAUCGACCAAGAAGCGUCCCGCAGCCGGCGAAGAGGUUCAAUCGCCCUCUGCAGCCGCUCGCUCUCGCAAGUCAAUGGCUGCCCCCGCCUUCAGCGACUCCAAGACCGUUGACGUGAAUGAAGAGCGCAAGCGUCGCCGCGUAACCUUCAGCACUCGUCAGGAGCGUACGGACUUCAUUCGCGAUGAGCCUACCAUGCACAUUCGCCCGCCAGUCGAGUCGGACCUCGCGAGCAUGUCGCAAUCGACUGGCUCGUCGACGCCUAGCAGCCAGAGAGAUAGUCUCGUGCCGCGUCUUCGUGGUUUUGGCGAGGAUGUGGACGACGACGAGUCGGAGAGCUCGUCUGAGGAAGAGAGCUCCGAGGAGGAAGAGGAAGAGGACGCGAGUGCGAUUGAUAUGGAGCUCGCGACCAUGUCCGACAUCGUGGCGCCUCGAGCGCAGGAAGCAGUGGACGACGACGAGGAGUCAAUGGCAAUGGACUUCACGCAGGUACGCGGGACCAUUGUCAGGGGGCGUCGCUCCUCGACAGCUCCCUCCGAGGCAGACGAGAGCAGUGUCGCAAUGGAUCUCACCUACGCAGGCGACGAUGGCCAAGGCGAGGAAGACGAAAGUGCCAUGGAGUUCACGACCGCUGUUGGCGGCAUACAAUCAAUGGGCAAGGGCAAGCUGCGCGCACGAGACAGCCUCGCUGCUCGACCUUCCUUCGCCAAGGCGCGCUCCUCGCUGCUGCCUCCGCCCACUGCUUCCGCUGCCAAUGAGUCGUCGAUGAUGAGCAUGGACAUGGACGACGCCAGCAAGAGCGCCAUGGACAUUACGGGCAACUUUGGCGCCAUUGCAGACGAAGACGAAGAUGAAGAGGCUGCUGAAGAGACUCAAGCCGAUGCAGAGGACAAGUCUGCCAUGAUGUCCCUCGUUGGUGCCAACCAGUCCUCCUCGGCGAUGGACCUCACCGUAGCUCAAGGCACCAUCGUGCCCGGCGACACAACGCCCAGAAAGUCUCGCCCAUCUAGCACUGGCAGCGCUCUCCCAUCUCUGCCCUUCCAGCGAUCCCCAACCAAGUCGCCUGGCACGCCGAGCAGAUUCAGGCGAUCCCUUCUGGGCGGUAUCUCCGACUCGCCUAGCUCGCCCGCUCGACGAGUGCAAGUGCCCAUUGACCCAGAAGAGCUCGCCCGCAUGAAACCUGCGACGCCGUCCGCCGUUUCGAAGGACUUCUCCUCGCAGUUCCUCACUCUCUCGGCGCGCCGAGCGUCGCCGGAGCGCCCGCCCAUCUUCGCAAAUGCGAUGCCAUUGCGCAAGAGCAUGGGUGGUGCCCUGCCCUCUGCCCACGCCCUCAAGCCAGGCAAGGUCUCAACAGCGCCGCAGCAGAAGUCGCGAGGCGACAAUCGCAGCUCGAUCGUUGCCGCUGUCCUUCCUGCACCAUCCUCCUCCGACUUCUCCUAUGAUGGCACCGAGGAGAGCAACAACUCCGCAGCAGAAGCAGCCAUCACCGCAGCUGCCGCGAUGGGGCCUCCCUCUCAAGUGUCAUCUUCCGCAUCAGGCAGCGAGGAGCACCCAUUCUACGACGCUCACCACAGCGUAACUCGCGCCCCUUCACCUCCCCUCGACGAUGAGAUCUCUCAACCUCCUCUGCGCAACCUGACUCUCUCGGAAUUCUUCAGCCUCAGCGGCAUGAACUUCCAUGACGACACCCGCCCGCUGAAAGUGCGCGUUCUCCCACCCCGUGAUGGCCCGCCCUCCCUGGAGGGUAGCAAGCGCGCGACAGCCCAAUUCAAGGCAAUGGCCGGUUCAGUACCCAUGCUCGAGACGCUGGUGGACGCCUGUCGCGAGCUCAAGCAGUCCGUCUCCGACGGGUCGGCGGUGCUCAAAGAGAUCGAGGAACGCUUCGUUGACUCACCGCCGGAUCUCGUGCGCGAACUGCUCAGCUUGAGCAGUGAAGCCGAGAAGAAGGAGAUGGAGUCGCAAUUCAAGCUACAGAAGCAGGCGGCACGCGCAAUUGCGAAGGAGGGGUACUUGGGCUGGUGCCUCGACAACCAAUAUGGGCCGGACAUUGUCGCUGCGCUCGAAGCGACCAAGCGUGGACUUGAGCAGGACCUUCUAACAAUCAAAGCAGACUGUGCCCGCAUGGAGCAAGAGAUCCUCCCAGUCCUUAGAGAGCGGCGCAACCUGCUCCGAGCACAAGUGCAACGCGUCAAGUCCCGCCAGAAGGAGAUCGAGCUUUGUCCCCUUUCUGACCUCGAGGCCCUACAUGGUGGGAUGGCUGAACUCCUUCCCGAAGUCCAGUCACGUCGAUCCGUCCAUCGAGAGAAGAGUGACUCUCUCGAGCGAAUGCGCGCCAAGCUCGAGGAGAACCUCGCAACCAAGGCCGAGCUGGAGGCGGGCAUUGAGGCUGCUAGACAGGUGUGUGAGCAGAUCCAGGGCUACACGCGCGGUGAGGCUGCGAGGUUGGCAGCGGAGGUCAGGCAUAUCGAGCGAGUCCACCUUUGGAAGAUCCACUCCGCCUCGCUGGGCAAGUUGCACCUUGUGCACGACUCGGUGUUCGAUGUGGUGGUUUUCCUCGACCAAGACGGGACAGGACUGUGCGAGAGUGUCGAGCUUGCUCUCACCCCCUCGGCUAAACUGGCGGGUGAUGUGCUCGUAGGAGAGAUGCUGGAAGCCCUGCGCGAAGAUCUUCUGAACACGGAGGCACAUUCAGGCGUGCAAGGCUGGCCCGUCGCCAAGCUGGUUCGCCACAUCUCGACCGCAUGGACUUCAUGCCGACACUUGCAGAGCGAUCUUGCUCGCUUGGCACUGCGUUUCCCAAUCGACGUGACAGCCCUUGCGGCUCAACAGCUGGCGGGCGAGCCGCGCAACGUUGCUGUGCACGCUACCAUGCUUCUGCCAGAGGAGCGCACCAAGCUUCGUCUCGCGUUGCGAGUGGAUAUGGAAGCUCUCAUCUACGGGGACGAUGCUGCCCUGUUCUCUCGGCGAGUCGAGUCAGACGAGGACAGGGACGAGAGCGUAGAGGUGGCAGGUGCGGUCCGUAUCGAGGCUGUGUACGGGCAAGCGGACGCGGCGGGCAUGGCGCAACGUGUGGCGAGGAGGUUGAGGAGCCACGACUUUGUGUUGGGCAGUGGAGCCCUUGCUGAGGCGUGUGCGAGCGUGGUGGACUCAUUCGCCUGA